UUCCGGUCCAUAUCCUCGCAGAAGAAUAGCAUCCUGCGAUACACAUUUUUGAGCCCCGUCAAACUAUUCAAGUUAUUUAACAGAUAUUAAAAUAAACCAGUAAAAAUAUGAACUACUCCGACUACGACUCUGACGGGUACUCGUCCAACGAAGACGCAGAUUACGUCCCUUCAGAUGGAAGCCUUAGUGAAGAUGACAUAAAUGAGUGUGAAAAAGAGGAUCCUCUGCAUGAGGAUGACGAGGUGCCACAUCCUGGUGUUCACAAGAGCAAAAAGAAAAAGAAGGACAAGACAAUGAGCCGAAAGAGGAAAAAGGGAAUUUUUAAAGUGGAAAAUGCAGAAGACAAAGAUAAAGUUGAAGAGACUGAUCAGCCUCCAAAUGAAGAGACACCCGCUCAGCUGACGCAAGAGGAAGAUGAGGCAAAACAAAAGAAAAAGUCAGAUGACCUAUGGGCCAGUUUUCUAUGUGAUGUCGGUUCUAGGCCAAAGCCGAGCACAGCGGCCACAGACUCCGAUACCACAUCCAAGGGGGAAACACAGUCUUCCACUGUCAAAACAGCUUCUCCAAAAGUAGACACAAAACCUUCUGAACCUGCAAAAAUGACCAUUACAAAAGUGUUUGACUUUGCCGGAGAAGAAGUCAGGGUAAACAAAGAGGUGGCAGCAGACUCCCGAGAAGCCAAGAGUUUCUUAAAAAGUCAGAGCUCUGCACAGGAGAACAAAGAAAAAGAGGAAGAGAGCUCUUUACCAUGUCCGUCUUCUGCCGCUGCAUCAAGUGGAGGGAAGAGGCCACCGGGUUUAACUGGAAUUCUUGGUCGUAUUGGAGGGAAGAAGCAGAAGAUGAGUACUCUAGAGAAGUCUAAAAUGGAUUGGGACGCGUUCAAAACGGAGGAAGGCAUCAGUGAAGAGCUGGCCAUCCACAACAGAGGCCGGGAGGGGUAUGUGGAGCGAAAGAACUUCUUGGAGCGCGUUGACCACCGACAGUUUGAGAUAGAAAAAACAGUUCGUCUAAGCAACAUGAAGCGAUGACACAGACGGACAUCAGCAGAUUAGAGGAGGGGACGAUUUCUCUCAUUUUGUAACUUCUGGAUUUUUGCUGUCCCCUAUGAGGCACUCAGCUGCUGUGUGGAGGAUUUGAACAUUUUUGUCACAUCUUUUAACUACACUGUACAAAGGGCAAACCACACUAGAUUUGUGUUUAUUUGGUUGACAUUGUCAAAGUAUGAGUUAGCCUGUUUCUUUGUCAAAUGCACAGUGCUCUUCAUUUUGAUAUACUGGAUGCAGUUGUACAACCUAGUUUGCCCUCAGCAUAAAUGUUAAAUAUCUUUGAUUAUUGGCUAAUCAUGUGAUACAGUUGGAUUAAAACAGUUUGUAUGAUCA
This is a messenger RNA of Boleophthalmus pectinirostris (great blue-spotted mudskipper), 1379 nucleotides long. RefSeq names its product craniofacial development protein 1 (gene cfdp1). The transcript is spliced from 7 exons. Bases 108 to 1028 code for a protein of 306 amino acids. NCBI's taxonomy places the organism in Eukaryota, Metazoa, Chordata, Actinopteri, Gobiiformes, Gobiidae. The record is from RefSeq and is a predicted model, not a curated record.